AUUUGGAGUUUUGUUUUGGAUUUGACCUUUUUUUUUUGUGUUUAUCAGAUAAAAAUUCGUUUUCCCACACAAACAAAACAAAAAAAGGCUUUGAAGUAUUAUAAAUCACCACGGAAAUCAAUUUCGCGGCGAAAUCAAUCUGUACCGAAGAAGCAACCACCGCGUUAUGGGAAUUACCGGAAGCUUAACUCCAGAUCAGCUCGAGUUUUUUCACUCUCAAGGGUAUUUGGUAAUCGAAUCGUUCGCGAGUGAGGAUGAGAUUAGAGGCUUAAGGAAGAGGAUGGAUGAGUUGCUCACUCAGUUUGAUUGUUCUGUUUCCUCCAUUUUCUCCACUAAAAAUCAGAAGAAUACAACCGAUAAUUACUUCUUUGAGAGCGCUGAGAAAAUCUCCUUCUUCUUUGAAGAAAAAGCUUUUGGUGAUGAUGGGUUAUUGAAGCAACCGAAAGAGCUUUCUAUAAACAAAGUUGGCCAUGCACUGCAUGAGCUUGACCCAUUGUAUAAGGAAUUCACAUAUUCAUCAAAUUUUUCAAGUUUGGUAUCAUCCUUAGGUUACAGGAGACCAGUAGUCAUGCAGUCUAUGUACAUUUUCAAGCAACCUGGAAUUGGAGGCGAGGUCGUACCGCACCAAGAUAAUUCCUUUGUGUACACAGAUCCACAGAGUUGUACUGGUCUCUGGAUUGCUUUAGAAGAUACUACAACAGUUAACGGUUGUCUUUGGGCAAUUCCUGGAUCUCACAAGAAUGGUCUAGUUAGAAGGUUUAUCCGGGGUGAAACUGGUGUAACCUUUGAUCAGCCAUCCCCAUCUUACGAGCAGAAAGAUUUUGUGUCUAUAGAAAUGAAAGCAGGCUCCUUGAUUGCCAUUCAUGGUGAUCUAAUUCAUCAAAGUUUCGAGAAUCUAUCCCCCAAGUCAAGACAUGCCUAUAGCUUACAUGUAGUAGAAUCUGAUGGAUGUAAAUGGGCAAAAGACAACUGGAUACAAAGAGAAAACAUGCCGGAGCCUCUCUAUGUUCUUCCUUGAUUCAAGUUAGUCGUGGAAAAACAUUGGAGUUGCUGUUGUGAGAACUAUGAAAGUAAUAAGAACAUGGCUAAUAGGGCCUUCUUGUGUCAUAUUUGUUGAAAUACAAUUUGUUUCUGCUUUGGUCUCUGUAGUUCUGUCUUUAGAUAACCAAACUCGUGGGUGGUUACUUUGUUUCUGUACAUUCACGGUAAUUAAACAUUGAAGAAAGUAAUAAGAAGAAGUUAGGACCCGUAAAGAUUUUAA
Messenger RNA from Camelina sativa (false flax), 1261 nucleotides. Lineage: Eukaryota; Viridiplantae; Streptophyta; Magnoliopsida; Brassicales; Brassicaceae. The record is from RefSeq and is a predicted model, not a curated record.